AUGCCUCUCUCUUGGCUUUUUCUUCUUCAUUUCCUUUACGGUUUUUUCCUGGCCGGACGAGCAUAUAGCACUCACAACCCUCUUCUCUAUGGCAGGGAUCCUAUCCGUACAAACAUUCGCUCUCGCAAAUGCUCACCUGCAACCAAAGAGAGAAUGGGUAGGGCUGACAGAAGCCGGGAGACCUUGCUGGCCACCGGCCAUGGAAGAGGGAUGCAUCACUCGUGGAUGGCUCCAUCCAUGGUGGAGACAUUCGGAGUGCACGGCCGCCUUCUGGAAGACUGGAAGGCCCCGCCUAGAGCACAAUCUGACACAUCAAGAGAUUGCGAAUCCGGGCAAGGAAAAUAUGGUGUGCAAAUUUCCGAAAGCGUAUCGCACUGGAGGCCCCCGCGCACCCCCCCCAUUCUUUUCCACAGGUCUCUUUUCCGCAUAAGGAGUGCUAAGAGUUUCAAAGCUGAGAAGUUGGCGAGCUGGGACCGCGAGUUAGUGAGAGGUUGGCAAAGUGUCAUAGUAGCUUACAUGCAUUUACGCCAACACCCAUACGUAUCAUGGGAUGAGCCUUGGGCCUCUGACCCCCAUGCAGGUGAGAAAUUUAGAGAGUUAUGUCGCAAACUUGCCAUGCUGUGUCCACAGGAGAAUGAAUAUCUAGAUUUACAAUGUGGCGUUCAUCCCCACUUAUCUCAAACAGAGCGUAUAUUCCCAUUGGAGGGAGAUUCCCGUACCAGUAGCGCGAAAUGCCGACCAGCGGGCAAUAUUGUUACUGAGAAGCGGAAGGAGCACACAAAAUAG
This is a messenger RNA of Histoplasma capsulatum G186AR, 786 nucleotides long. RefSeq lists its product as uncharacterized. The record is from RefSeq and is a predicted model, not a curated record. The transcript has 6 exons. The coding region runs from base 1 to 786 and encodes 261 amino acids. Lineage: Eukaryota; Fungi; Ascomycota; Eurotiomycetes; Onygenales; Ajellomycetaceae.